AUGGGGUGCUGUGAUCAUUUGAUCCUGCUCUUUCUUUCGUCGUCUCAAGCGAGCCGAAGUGUCUCGAGCCCACGACCUCUUUGGCCAGUGCACCCGAUGCUUACUCGACCGGUCAUCGGCGAGAAGGUGCAGAGUCUACUCGACUCAGCCGGCCCUUCUGAAGUGGGCAGACGAGCCGGCCUCGGCCGAGGUGGCGUGCUCUUGAGCAAGUGUGAUUCACCUCGCAGCGGCGCCGAGGCCUUGGCUAAUUGCGAUGAUGGUCUGCCAGCAAGCAUGCCGAAAAAGACCGCUAAAAUGUGCUCUUUCCUUGUCACCCUUGUGCCCCACUCUCCACUUUAUACCGGACAUCAUAUGCUCUUUUGGGGGACAGCAUAA
This is a messenger RNA of Protopolystoma xenopodis, 375 nucleotides long. Lineage: Eukaryota; Metazoa; Platyhelminthes; Monogenea; Polystomatidea; Polystomatidae. The record is from the annotation of a GenBank genome assembly.